AUGAGCGGGCGGAAAAUCAAUGCGGUAGAGCAAAAGCUGCAUCAGGCAGCAUUGGCAGAUCCCAAAAAGACUCUGUCGCAGAAAGAAUGCGACCUUCUCAUUCCAGACCCCGCCGCCAGAAUGGAAGCUAUCAACUUUCUAUUGGGCACGGGGUUAUUUAAAGCAAUGAAGGAUACGAAGGGCAUCGUAUCCUUUCGUGCGGUUAUGAAGAAGGAGAUGGAGGUGAAGAAGGAUAUGAGUGGUGAAGAAAGCAUGGUCCUGAGCCAUAUUCAAGUAUCGGGAAACGAAGGCAAGGCACCUAGAGAUCAUGCGAAGACUGAACUGCACCAGACUGUCAUUGACCGGUGCCUAAAGUCCCUUGUACAGAAGCAACUUAUCAAGGCCGUCAAAUCCGUCAAGUAUCCGACACGAAAAAUCUACAUGCUCUAUCAUCUUGACCCAUCAGUUGAGAUGACCGGUGGGCCAUGGUAUACUGACAACGAGCUCGAUACCGAAUUCAUCAAGCUAUUAUGUAGCGCUUGUCUACGCUUCAUUCGCGAUCGGACCCUACCAAAACAGAAAUCUUCUGAUGGCGACUCUUCGCGAAACCAGCCACUUUAUCCUAUUUCGGGGUCACCUACAUACCCUACUGCACACCAGAUCUUAACAUUCCUGGGCAAGAGCAGAAUCACAGAGACACAACUCAGCGUUGAACACGUCGAGAUGUUGCUCAACGUGCUCAUCUUGGACGGUGAGAUUGAGAGAAUUCCAGCAUUUAGCGCAGCGAUGUGGGACUCCAGCAUGAAUGCUGCACAGGAAGACGAGAGCGAGGAAGAGCAGAGCGGGAAGAAGAGGAAACGGAAGGAUAAAGAUAUCUCAAACAAGCGGAAGCGUAAGAGAAAGAGUGAGGCCUCCGAUUCCGAAGAUGAGAGCGACUCCGAUGUAAAAACAUCGAGGUCGAAGUCAAAAUCGAAGUCUAAAAAGCGCCGAAGAGAUCACGGCGACGACAGUGAGAGCGAGAGCGACGAGAGCGAUUCGGAACGUCGGCGCAAGAAGAAGAGACGAAGGAAGGAUGACAGUGACGACAACAGCGACGAGGAAGAGAGGGGCAAGCGGAAGAAGAGUAGCAAAAGUAAAAGCAAAUCAAAAAGCAAGAAGCGAAAGCACGAUUCCUCGGAUAGCGAGAACGAAACAGAGUCCUCCGAGACAGCGUCCGAUGACGACUCUCGGUCGAGAUCCCGGUCUAAACCCAAGUCCAAGUCGAAAUCACGGCAGCGCUCUUCCUCUCCUGUUGCCGAAGGAUCUAUGGCCAUAGAUGUGUCCGAAGACUAUGGUGCGUACGUGUAUCGUGCGGUUCACCAGGAGCGCGUCGUUGUUGGGCUUUCGCAGGCUCCUUGCACGCGUUGCCCAACGUUUGACUUCUGCAAGAGCAAUGCCCCGGUGAACCCGAAGGAGUGCGUGUAUUAUGGUGAAUGGUUGACUACCAGCAAUGCUGCUCGAGAAUGA
Molecule: messenger RNA, 1485 nt
Organism: Fibroporia radiculosa
Lineage: Eukaryota; Fungi; Basidiomycota; Agaricomycetes; Polyporales; Fibroporiaceae
Exons: 8
Coding region: 1-1485 (494 amino acids)
Biological process (GO): transcription by RNA polymerase III
Cellular component (GO): RNA polymerase III complex
Source: RefSeq, a predicted model, not a curated record